This is a messenger RNA of Adelges cooleyi (spruce gall adelgid), 1011 nucleotides long. RefSeq lists its product as uncharacterized. The transcript is spliced from 2 exons. NCBI's taxonomy places the organism in Eukaryota, Metazoa, Arthropoda, Insecta, Hemiptera, Adelgidae. Bases 1 to 1011 code for a protein of 336 amino acids. The record is from RefSeq and is a predicted model, not a curated record.
AUGGACGGGUCUUAUUUGGACGUUAAGGAGAAAUUCGUUAACGAAACACCCAUAGAGGAUAUGCAUUACAGAUCAUACUUACCGUUUUCCAGCAGCGCUAUGUCACGUGGAGAUCAAAUACGUAUUGCUGUGCAAAAUACAGACGCGUAUACGUUGUUCUGUGAAAGUUACCUUUACAUCGAGGGGAAAAUAACCAGAGCCACGGGUGCAACGGGGAAACUGAGUAUUGCACAUAACGGAUUGGCGUUCUUGUUCGAUGAAAUUUCAUAUGAGGUUAAUGGAGUUGAAGUUCAAAAGGUAAAAGACCCUGGAACGACUAGUCUAAUAAAGGGGUACUGCUCGUAUUCCCUAAACGAUGUAAAUAAUUUACAAAAUGCCUACUGGUCACCAAAUGACGAUGAUCCUUCUAUUACAUAUCAUGCGGAUGAUUUUAAGUUCUCUGGAAGUAUACCACUAUCUCAUUUGUUCGGGUUUGCCGAGGACUAUAGGAAAAUAAUGAUCAACGUAAGUCAACAGCUCGUGUUGAACAGAUCACUGAAAGACGUGAACGUGUUACGCGGUACGUUGGAAACGGGUGUUACGUGGGCUGAUGAGAGUUCCAAGAAACUCAUGAAAUCAACUGUUGAGCUAACAAAAAUUGCAUGGAAAUUACCGGUCGUGCGAGUCAAUGACCGGGAAAAAUUAAAACUAUUAAAAAUCGUUGAAUCUCACAAAUCGUUACACUGUGCAUUCAGAAAUUGGGAUCUAUGUGUUUAUCCUCAACUUCCUGAAACGACUAAGCAUUCCUGGAUGGUUAAAACCACCAACAGUGUAGAACGUCCACGUUAUAUAUUACUCGCUUUUCACACCGCUGAUAAUGCUGGACUGUCAGGGAAACGUACUGAAAAAUUCGAUUCAUGCUCCAUCACCAAUCUCAAAGUGCAUUUAAACUCAGCUGAAUACCCAUACGAGAAUGAAUUGAAUUUGAAUCAUCUGCAAACAUCGCAGCAGGGACCAGUGCUUAUUGUCUAA